GCGGCGGGCGGCGGACGCGGGCCGGCGGCGCCUCCACUCGCCCCCUCGCUGGCUGCCCGCUCCCUUUUGUCUUUGUGCGUGGCGAUGAGCGCAGGGCCGGCGCGGUGGCUGUGGACGCACGGACGCGGGCGCUCCUAGCUCCCUCCGGCCUCGGCGCUUGUCCCAGGCGGCGGCCCGCGCCCGCCGCAGCACCCGCGCGGCCGAACUUGGGCUCGGGAAGCCAGCGGACUGCGUCCUGCGCCGGAGCCGGGGCAUGGUCUAGUGGCCUGGCCAAGGACGUGGAAGCAGCCUCUGGAGGCCCUGCCCCCUGCUGCACCCCAGCCUCUGCUUGGCCUCAGGCAUAGCUGCCGCCGUCGGACACCAUGGGCAAACAGAACAGCAAGCUGCGGCCUGAAGUGCUGCAGGACCUGCGGGAGAACACGGAGUUCACGGACCACGAGCUGCAGGAGUGGUACAAGGGCUUCCUCAAGGACUGCCCCACCGGCCACCUGACCGUGGACGAGUUCAAGAAGAUCUACGCCAACUUCUUCCCCUAUGGUGACGCCUCUAAGUUCGCCGAGCAUGUCUUCCGCACCUUCGACACCAACGGGGAUGGCACCAUUGACUUCCGGGAGUUCAUCAUCGCGCUCAGUGUGACGUCACGGGGCAAGCUGGAGCAGAAGCUCAAGUGGGCCUUCAGCAUGUACGACCUGGACGGCAACGGCUACAUCAGCCGCAGCGAGAUGCUGGAGAUCGUGCAGGCCAUCUACAAGAUGGUGUCCUCCGUGAUGAAAAUGCCGGAGGACGAGUCGACCCCCGAGAAGCGAACGGACAAGAUCUUCAGGCAGAUGGACACCAACAACGAUGGCAAGCUGUCCCUGGAGGAAUUCAUCAAAGGUGCCAAGAGCGACCCAUCCAUCGUGCGGCUGCUGCAGUGCGACCCGAGCAGCGCCAGCCAGUUCUGAGCAGGGGCCUGCGAUGGCCGCCGGCACGCACGGCUCGCCUCGCUGCUCAGCUUUGCUCGCACACAUGGCCGCCUCCACCACCCUCCUGCUGCACCAGGGGCCGCGACCACGGCUCCUCCCCCAGCCAGCCCAGCCCUGGCCAACCCUACAGGCUGCACUUCCUCCUCUGCCCGGUCCCCAAUCCCACCCUGCUCCCCCCAGGCUACCAUUCCAGGAGAGUUCUGGUGUCCACUUGAGAGAACAGUCCUGGGAACCCAGGCAGGACGGGCCCCAGGCCCCCCGAUUCACCUGUGAUCCUGGGUGCUUGUGGGCCAGGCAGGGACGGAGGGAGUGUGGAUGGCAAGUUGUUCCGGUGCAUGGCUGCACCUGCCCUGGUCCCCACCACAGCCACCUGCACGUGUGUGCGCUGCGCACUCCUUUCUUCUCAUUCCCAAACGACACGUCCAGUGAAGUGAAUUGUAUUGUGUAGGGCUGUAUCUCACACCUCUGGUUGCCUUGGCUGCGUGGCUCCUCCUCCGUGAGCCCGGUUGUCCUGUGGUAUUCGUGCAUCCUGCCAGCCGCUUGUCUCCCAGAGAAACGCAUGCCCAGUGCCGUGGUGAUGCCACCGUCCGCCUAACGAGCACAAGCGUUUGUGUGUGGUUUGUCUUCCUUGUUGAUUGGUCUGGCAUUUCUGGUAUUAAAGUGAUCAAAUAAACAGAAUCCCUGA
Ochotona princeps (American pika) is the source of this 1650-nucleotide messenger RNA. It is a transcript of the gene HPCAL1, whose product is annotated as hippocalcin like 1. The record is from RefSeq and is a predicted model, not a curated record. NCBI's taxonomy places the organism in Eukaryota, Metazoa, Chordata, Mammalia, Lagomorpha, Ochotonidae. Gene Ontology annotation, molecular function: calcium ion binding. Bases 363 to 944 code for a protein of 193 amino acids. The transcript has 5 exons.